This is a messenger RNA of Toxotes jaculatrix (banded archerfish), 2225 nucleotides long. It is a transcript of the gene ehf, whose product is annotated as ets homologous factor. Bases 252 to 1076 code for a protein of 274 amino acids. Gene Ontology annotation, biological process: regulation of transcription by RNA polymerase II; cell differentiation. Gene Ontology annotation, molecular function: DNA-binding transcription factor activity, RNA polymerase II-specific; sequence-specific DNA binding. The record is from RefSeq and is a predicted model, not a curated record. Gene Ontology annotation, cellular component: nucleus. NCBI's taxonomy places the organism in Eukaryota, Metazoa, Chordata, Actinopteri, Toxotidae. The transcript has 9 exons.
ACCCAUUGUGGUGGGGUAGCACCUAGUGUGUCUGCAUACUUUCAUCUGUUAAUUCAAAGAUUUGGGAAGCAAAAGGACUCAACUCGUGUCACUGUAAAAUCUAGUCCUCUAGAGUACUGGAAUCUCCAGAACUGACCUCUAUUCAGCUGUGUUGAGAGUGGAUCUACGUGAAACUUCUAUCAGGCCUGGUCGGACCCCAUUCUACUGCUCUGCCCCUGGGCCAUGGUACAUCAGAGUGUAGAAGCUACAAUAUGAGCGUAACUCCAACCACCACCCUGGACAGCCAGCUGACCACUACCUGGGGCCCAACUAACUCCUACCCUGAUGUGCCAAUGGUGAUGUCUGGUUACACAAGUCGCCUGUGGCCUCACGACUCCCAGCCUCAGUUCUGGACUAAGUACCAGGUGUGGGAGUGGCUGCAGCAAGUCAUGGACAUGCACCAAAUCGAUGCCUCCAGCAUUCCCUUCCAAAACUUUGACAUGGAUGGCCAUCAGCUCUGCAGCAUGAGCUACCAGGACUUCAUCCGUGCUGCCGGCAGCAUGGGACCCAUUCUCUUCCACACCAUCACAGAGCUCAAGUGGAGCGGUCAGUACCAUGUGGAAAUAGGGCAAAUGGAACUCAAACCAGAGCAUUUCUCCUGUCCAUUUCCAGAUGUCAGCUAUCCACCUGGAGAAAUCUAUGAUCCCUCGAUUCACCCCCUCGCACCCGUUGUCUCUCCCACCCCUUCUAGUCCUGACAUAAAAAGAACCCACAAUCGCUCUCAUCAGGUCAAAAAACACAACCCACGGGGCACCCACUUGUGGGAGUUCAUCAGGGACAUUCUAUUGAACCCAGAGCGAAACCCAGGGCUGAUCAAGUGGGAGGAUCGAACAGAGGGGGUUUUCCGCUUCCUGAAGUCAGAGGCAGUGGCACAGUUAUGGGGCAAAAAGAAGAAUAACAGCAGCAUGACCUACGAGAAACUAAGUCGGGCGAUGAGAUAUUACUACAAAAGAGAAAUCCUAGAACGAGUAGACGGACGCAGACUGGUUUACAAGUUUGGAAGGAAUGCAAGAGGAUGGAGGGAGUCAGAGAAGUGACAAUUUCAUUAAUUUAUAUUUUGUUUGAUGUUGAAUGCAAAUGUGGUGUUUUAUUAUUGUUUCAACUGACUGUUUUUGAUAAAGAUAUGUUUGAACUGUUUACACAUUGUUGAUGAUUGUAUGUUUGCCUCAUUACUUUUUUCUUUAAAUUCAUUCCUUUGUUGUGACACUGCACUGAGAUGUUUUUUAGUUCUGCUUUAUUGAAAAAAAAAGCCUUUGCUUAUUUUACCAGCACGCCAGCAGUCAAACCUCACACACACACGCUUAGAAAGGACGAAACAGAUAUCAAAACAGACAAAAACAUAAAACAUGAUGAAUGCUGGCUUUCUCGCAUUUUUUUUUUUUUUUACAAAUCAGAUAUUUUCUACUGUUCAAGUCCCAAAGGAGCGCAUGUUGAUAUAGAAUUGAAACACAUGUGGCAAACAGAUGUGUGCUUAGUGUUUUGACACUGAUACUAUGAAGUGUUCUUUGGGAAGAAUGCUUGAUCACUGCAUAAAAACAAAACAAAACAAAAAUAACAAUAGUGAAAUAAAAUGACACAAGCACAAUGCAGCAAUGAAGGGCAAGUGACAAUGUAUAAAUAUUUACAGUAAAUCAACAGUAUGGUUUGUCUUAUUUGGUUCAUUUCAUAGUUUGCAUUCAUUGAGCUGUAAAUAAAUUGUGAAAACAUUUGUUGAUGUUUAAUACAAAUAAAGUUUGGGACUGUUUUUAUUUAAUGAAGCCAUUUUUCCGACCUUGUAUGUUUAGGUGUCAUUGUCAAGAAAAGGACAACUCCUGAGAGUUUUAAUUGUUAUGAGACCAAGAGAUAUUAUUCUGAUGUUAUAUCAGUCAGCAUUUUGGUUUUGAUCUACGACCCAAACUGCAGCUGUUCUUUCCCAGACUUGAUUAUUAUUGAGUUGACUGACAACAUAUAGUGUGACUUAGAUCUGCAGCCGUAGGCCCUGUUCCCAGUAAAUCAUGUCCCCAUGCACUCAGAGAUAAUGCAGGUCGUUUACGUUUUAUCAUGACGGCGUGAAAUGCCACACAGUUAAUUGUUCGGCAGUGCGUGCCACCGCUGCCACACUGGUUCCUGCAGGCAGCAGGUGAAUGACUGGGUCUCGAUGGCCCAGCAAGAUUAAAGUAAUGUCAAUAAAAGGCUCUUCUCUUCAA